Egretta garzetta (little egret) is the source of this 905-nucleotide messenger RNA. It is a transcript of the gene S1PR2, whose product is annotated as sphingosine-1-phosphate receptor 2. Gene Ontology annotation, molecular function: sphingosine-1-phosphate receptor activity. The record is from RefSeq and is a predicted model, not a curated record. Lineage: Eukaryota; Metazoa; Chordata; Aves; Pelecaniformes; Ardeidae. Gene Ontology annotation, cellular component: membrane. Gene Ontology annotation, biological process: sphingosine-1-phosphate receptor signaling pathway.
CCGUAGCCCGGGAUCACCGGCACCAUGUCCUGGCAGCGCUGAGGUCGGCAGGACGGGCGGCGAGCGGCGCCGCGGCCGGCGAGGAACCAUGGGGAGCAUCUACAAGGAAUACUUCAACACGGAGAAGAUCCGGGAGCACUACAACUACACCAAGGAGGGCUCGGAAAGCUCCCCCACCACUUCCCGUUGGGUGGUCUCCAUCCUCAUCGUUGUGUUGUGCUGCUUCAUUGUGCUGGAGAACCUGCUGGUCCUCAUCUCCGUUUACCGCAACAAGAAGUUUCACUCGGCCAUGUACAUCUUCAUCGGGAACUUGGCUUUCUCCGAUCUCUUGGCCGGGUUGGCCUUCAUGGCCAACAUCUUGCUCUCCGGAGCCACCACCUUCAACCUGACGCCGGUACAGUGGUUCGUACGGGAAGGCACGGCCUUCGCCACCUUGGCCGCCUCCGUCUUCAGCUUGUUGGCCAUCGCCAUUGAGCGCCACGUGGCCAUCACCAAGGUCAAGGUCUACAGCAGCGACAAGAACUGUCGGAUGGUGCUGCUCAUUGGGGCUUGUUGGGUGAUCGCCGCCGCCAUCGGUCUCCACAGCCGCUUCUUUUGCAUCGUGCGCUCCAGCCACGCCGAGAUCGCCACCGCCCAGACCCUGGCCUUGCUCAAGACGGUCACCAUCGUCCUGGGAGCCUUCAUCGUCUGCUGGCUGCCAGCCUUCAUCAUCCUCCUCAUGGACGCCUCCUGCCCCGUCCGGGCGUGCUGGAUCCUCUAUGAGGCGAACUAUUUUUUUGCCUUCGCCACGCUCAACUCGGCCGCCAACCCCAUCAUCUACACGCUGCGGAGCAAGGACAUGCGCCGGGAAUUCCUGAGGGUGCUGUGCUGCUGCGGGGCCAGGCGUCGGGACCAGCCCCCCGGCC